Molecule: messenger RNA, 2655 nt
Organism: Rhipicephalus sanguineus (brown dog tick)
Lineage: Eukaryota; Metazoa; Arthropoda; Arachnida; Ixodida; Ixodidae
Exons: 2
Coding region: 103-1551 (482 amino acids)
Source: RefSeq, a predicted model, not a curated record
GCUGGAACCACUGGAACCACGUGGCGGGAACACUGUAACUACCGUCCUACCGUACGUACCUCGAGUUCCUAGGGAAGACUUUAAUCCCUGCGAGAUCGAAAGAUGUGGAAGUAUGAGCUAAUACACACGGAUGAAAAUUUCUACUAUUUCAACCCCGAGACCGGCGAAUCUAAGGUCACAAAAGCGAUAACUUUUCGGAAAGUUAACGGCCGGGAAGAACUAGCUGCUUUUCACGCAAGGACCGAAUUACAGAAACCUGAAGUGACCAUCUUUGAAGUGAAUGGAGAGUACCCGUACGGGGCGAAAAUUCGUGCUCAGCUGAAAAGUCUUCGGGUAGACGGAGAUCUGGCGACUGCUUUUUGCCACAAAACAAUCGCCAAAUUCACCCACAAGCUUUCGGAGGAGCUUAAGUUGGACGGCCAUGAAUUCCUAGCUGCGGGAGAUGAGCUGAAUCCUGCAAAGCUUUACGAGGCCAGAAUUGUCCAGACGGGAGAAUUCAAAUACGACACAGGUGCAGUGGGCAUGACCAUGGACAGUGAUGAGUCAAUCGUAUUUCUGCUAUGCUACUUGCACGGCAUGGCUCAGACCGCGCCCAAUGCUAAAGGCUAUUACCUACGUGAACUAGCCGAGAAGGCCGUGGACGUUUUGAAGGCGGAACCCUUUUACGCAUCUAGCGACGACAUCAAGACCACUCUUUUAGCUGCUCGGGCUGUGGCAGCAGAUUUGGGCAAUCACCCGUCAUUUACCGCGCUUGUAGCGGCUUUGGACAUGUUCUUCCUACUUGUCCCAACCCACAAGUACUCACGCAUGAGGACGGCGACUGUGCAUACCUUUUGUAAAGACUACACUUCGUUUAAAAACCUGCAGCAUAUGACCGAAAUAAGUGGUAUGAAACGCGAAGAAUGGAUGAAGUGGGCCUGGAUACCAGAGGUCCAAAAGGAGCUUCGGCAGCUCACCGAAAUCUCGGAGUUUUGUGAAGUCAAGAACUCUUAUUUUCCUUACCUCCGCUCCUUCGAGAUUCUGCCCAGGUCUCCGCUGGCCGUCUCGGAAGGUCCCGCGCUUCACACCUUCAUACACGCGAUCGGCAUCCUCCGAGGUAACAAAAGAUCCGCUUUUGCACGUAUGGUCAUGAAAAAAAGCCCGGAGCAUAUAUUCAGGAAUGCCCGCGUUUUUGUCGAGGCUACAUCCACUCCUGCUGACGUCAACCCGUCGUCUCCCUCAGAGGAAGCAGCCGCUGCGUAUCAAAAGCACCGUGAAUCGCAAGAGAAGCUGACUCAAGCUGCAGCUUCAGUUGCUGGUGCCAGGCCCAAGGACACAGAUCCUCAGAAAUGGCUGGAAUAUGCUAGGUCCUUCAACAGUGGUGAAAUCCCAGAGGCUGUGAUUCGGGCGAAGUCUGUGCUGGAAUCUCAAAAGGAGGUUCGCCCUGGUACAAUUUUGGAGGCCAUGAAACGUGACAUAGAAGCUGUGGCCCAUUCUCUAGACCCUCAGAGGAAGCGGCCAUUUUCCUCAGAGGAAGCAGCUGCUGUGUACCAAAAGCACCGUAAAUUGUAAGAGGAGCUGACCCAAGCAGUAGCACCAGUCGCCGCUGCCUGGCCCAAGGACGCAGACCCUCGGAAAUGGCUGGACUUUGUAAAUUCCUUCAUGGGAAAUCCUGGAGGCUGUGAUUUGGGCGAAGUCUAUGCUCGAAUCUCAAAAGGAGGUUUGCCUUGGAGCAAUUUUGGAGGCUGUGAAACAUGACAUAGAAGCUGUAGCCCGUUCUCUGAAUAUUGCACAGUAACCACCAGCCAACCUUGGUUCCUGGAGAAGCAGAGACUUCGUUUAUGUUCUUUUGGACAAAGGUUGUCCCUACUAUUUCUAUUCAUUUUGAAAAACACUAACACAACUCCAAAUUUACGCGGGCUCAAAGUUGGAGCUCCUCUCAGAAUGUCGUCUAAAUCUAGUGCAGUUGCUCAGGGCAAUGAUAAGGACAUCAGGAUUGACCUCACUUUGAUAAACGAAGAGUCUGAUGUUGACAAAGAAAGUACUCAUUGUGCAGAUCUCUUGAUUACCAGGGCGCUGACAAUGUAUUUGAAACAGUUUUGAGGAACCGUGCAGAAGAGUACCUCAAGCUUAGGCAUGGUUCAGGUGGAACCAGCGAUGUCGCAGAUGGGGAACACAACAUUCCCGAGCACCACAACACUGCAACCGUGUCUUUCCAUGUACAAAGAAGAGACGAUACCAAAGCUGAAGUGGCCGCCCAGGUAGCUGCAAGGCAACUGCUGAAGCUGUCAAACAGUUGCGCCCUCAAUGACAUGUGGUGGUGCGAGCGUCGGUAGCCCUACCUCAACAGACAGCUGCAACAGCUCAAGCCCAGGCAGCCACCCAAGUUGCGUUUGGCUACGUAACCAAUGCAGCAAGACAUGCGGCCAGUCAAGCAACAACCAGCACUGUUUGGGAAUGUUUUUUUUUACACACUCUUGCUGAUGGGUGCUGGAUAUUCGCUGGCCCUUUUGCUGAAAACUGUCCACUAGAUCGAGAUUAACAUUGCUUAGUUUACAGCAUAAGAACUGCAGUAACUUGUUUGUAUAUGUCAAAGUGUAUUCGUAUAGUUACCUUUUUUCGUGUGUUUGUAGUGUUGGUUAGUUUCUCCUGCAAAUAAAGUGAGUGCAACCUGAG